CCUUGUCCAACUGCAUCUCCUUCUCCAAUCUCCCUGUUUCACUCUUACCCCCAGCGCAUACACUUUCUCACACCCCCGAUUCUCCUGCCCCGUAAUCACAGCUCUGCCUUUACCACCUUCAUUUUCUCUCUCCUCCUUUCUUUUUCCCCAUCUUCAUCCUCAUCGUCAUCCCUUCCCCUAUCUUUUGAUAUAUCACAUUACAUUAUUAUCUAUACCAUUUUUGGGUUUCUAAUUUUUCUUUCUCUUCCCCUUUUUCUGGGUUUUCCCUUUUUUUGGCUAUCUAUCUUUCUUCCUAUGGAUGCGUAAUAAAAGAAGGUGCGAAUUUGAUUGGCCGGAGGUGGUUGUGGCCGGAGAGCGUUUGGUGAUCAGUUUGAAGGAUGGGAAGGGUUAAAUUGAAGAUUAAGAGAUUGGAAAGUAGUAGCAAUCGUCAAGUGACUUAUUCAAAACGGCGUACCGGAAUCAUAAAGAAAGCUAGAGAGCUGGCUAUUUUAUGUGACAUUGACAUUGUUCUGCUCAUGUUCUCUCCCACAGGGAAGUCGACGUUGUUCCUUGGAGAGCGUAGCAACCUCGAACAAGUCAUCACCAAGUUUGCUCAAUUAACUCCACAAGAAAGGGCAAAAAGGAAAUUGGAGAGUCUUGAAGCACUAAAGAAAACUUUUAAGAAGUGUGACCAUGAUGUAAAUAUAGAAGACUUUGUUGCUUCAAGUAGUCAAACGGCUGAGGACCUGGCUAACCAAGUGGGACUAUUGCAAGCACAGAUUUCAGAAGCGCACAAGCGACUGAGCUGUUGGAGUAAUCCUGAUAAGAUAGACAAUGUCGAGCAUCUUCAGCAGAUGGAAAACUCCUUGAAGGAAUCACUUAACCAGAUUCGCUUACACAAGGAUAAUAUUGGAAAACACCAACUUCUGUCUCUAGACUGCAGUAACCAGUUCCAGAAUGGGAUGCAUAUGCCGUUAAUGAUGGGUGGUAUACAAGAAUGUCAGCCAUUAUCAUGGCUUUCGAGUAAUGAGAAUCAACAAAUGUUGUUGUCUGAGGAGCCAAACUUUUUGUCUCACAGAGAUAUGAAGUGCACCAGCGAUGCUUCUCUUUCUGGAUAUUCUGGAUACUACGGCGAUGUCAAAAUAGAAAUGGAUAAUGCCAGACAAUGUGAGAACACAAGACAGGAGUGUAGUAGCUUAAAUGAGCUGACUAAUAAUGCAUGCAUGGGAGUUCAAAUUGGUGAGCAAUAUCCAUACUCCCCAUACGGAAAUAUAAGUCUGCCUGAGGAGAAGAAAGUGAUGCCAGAUAAUGGAAUCAAUUUUCAAGGCAAUCCAGUGGAAUACCAAAUUCCUGGUCAUUUUGAUAUGCCUAGGACUAUGUAUGAUACAAGACCUCAACCAUGGGUUCCUGCUGCUUUGCAAUGUCCCAUUCCUAUGUUCAAUGAAAAUUCAUACCCACAGCCUAAUUUAUGAUUGAGGUACUGGCUCCUCCACAAUAGCCACGAAGGAUAGGACGCUUAGUAGCAGAAGCUUAAAUCCGCAAUGAAGGUCAACUGUAGUAGCAUAAAAGCUCAACUAAUCAAAUCUUAUGUUCUGAGAUAACGCAUUUUAGGAUGUCUGAUUUGGUGGGUUGUUCGGCUUACCGUAACAAUUUCUGUAUAGUAUAAUGUAUAGAAAGUAUAGGUGGAUACAUGUAGCACAUUCUUUACAAAAAAUACAAAGAAAGUCAACUGUGAAUAGGGAAUUUUUCCCCCUUUCAUCCCAUUUUUUUUUUAUCCUCCCAUCAUCUGGGAAAUUUUGCUGAAGGUUUCUAGUGACUGAUCCUGUAAAAUUAGAAUCCUGCACUCUGCAGAGUUUUACUGUAAUCUUAAAUUUAUACUCUGAACUACAGAUUCAAUUUAUUCUUUCUAGCUGAUAAAGGAUAUUGGCAUAAUGCAAUACACAAGUAUGAUAUUGUUCUUCUCUA
Molecule: messenger RNA, 1944 nt
Organism: Spinacia oleracea (spinach)
Lineage: Eukaryota; Viridiplantae; Streptophyta; Magnoliopsida; Caryophyllales; Amaranthaceae
Product: agamous-like MADS-box protein AGL65
Exons: 12
Coding region: 378-1451 (357 amino acids)
Molecular function (GO): DNA binding; protein dimerization activity
Source: RefSeq, a predicted model, not a curated record